AAACUUAUCCUAUCCGUUAUUUGAAGUUUGUUUGUGCAGUUAUCGUGUCAUCUCUGGAGUCUAUCAUCACAGAAAUGGCCACUGCUUUUCUCAUUCCACUCUCAUGGUCACCUCGGCUGUCUACUCCUUUCAAGGGAACAGUGAAAACCUUAGUUGCAAAACCAUGUGUGAAGAUUCAGCGAACAAGACCCAUCGUUUUCGCAGGUUACAAGUCUACCUCUGCCCCGGUGGCAACGCCUCUGGUCGGCGUUCGGCUUCGGCUGGACAAUUUGGGGCCCCAACCGGGUUCGAGGAAGAGGGCAAAGAGAAAGGGUAGAGGAAUAUCUGCAGGGCAAGGAGCAAGUUGUGGUUUUGGGAUGAGGGGUCAGAAAUCUCGAUCUGGGCCUGGAGUUAGGAAGGGUUUCGAAGGUGGCCAGAUGCCCCUUUAUCGACGAAUCCCCAAACUCAGAGGAAUUGCAGGAGGUAUGCACGCGGGAUUGCCCAAAUAUGUCCAUGUAAAUCUGAGAGACAUAGAAGAUGCUAAAUUUAAGGAAGGGGAAGAGGUGUCUCUCGAGUCACUGAAGGCUAAAGGUGUGAUUAACCCAUCAGGAAGAGAAAGAAGACUUCCUUUGAAGGUACAUAUUCUUCUUGAUUUAAUGACAUAAAUUUCUUCCUUAGCU
Vigna radiata var. radiata (mung bean) is the source of this 659-nucleotide messenger RNA. Its product is annotated as 50S ribosomal protein L15, chloroplastic. Gene Ontology annotation, cellular component: cytosolic large ribosomal subunit. The transcript is spliced from 3 exons. Gene Ontology annotation, biological process: translation. Lineage: Eukaryota; Viridiplantae; Streptophyta; Magnoliopsida; Fabales; Fabaceae. The record is from RefSeq and is a predicted model, not a curated record. Gene Ontology annotation, molecular function: structural constituent of ribosome. Bases 75 to 644 code for a protein of 189 amino acids.